This is a messenger RNA of Prunus mume (Japanese apricot), 1557 nucleotides long. The record is from RefSeq and is a predicted model, not a curated record. Lineage: Eukaryota; Viridiplantae; Streptophyta; Magnoliopsida; Rosales; Rosaceae.
UUUGUGUUUACCAAUUCUUUCACUUAUCUUUCUUCUUUGGAAGUUGGCAGAAUUUGGAAUUCGGGGUAGUGAUUUGUUGGCUAGGAGAUUGUCUCCUUUUCCUAUAACCACCCCUUACAUCAUGAUAACUCCAGGCCAAACCAUAGACAUUUAAGUCAUUGCAAACCAGCCUCCCAGCCACUAUUACAUCGCUGCCACUAUUACAUCGCUGCUCCUUCUUUUGUUGACGGGAAUGUUUCAUUCCACAACAGCACCACCACUGCAAUUCUUGAAUACAACGGCAACUACAGCACCCCCUCAACCACUCCCUUUCCGACUCUUCCAGAUCACGAUUACAACACAGUUGCUGAAAACUUCACUAAGCAAGUAAGGGCCUUAGCAAGCGAAGACCACCCUAUUAGUGUCCCCUUAAACAUCUCAAUGUCGAUGUACAUUGCUGUUUCAAUAAAUGAAAGGAUUUGUACAAAUUCUUCUUGUGCUGGGCCAGAUGGAAAUGCGCUUGCUACAAGCUUAAACAACAUCAGUUUUCAAACUCCAUCUAUUAGUAUACUGCAAGCAUAUUAUGGGGGAAAUACCAGUGGAGGGUACGCAACUAAUUUCCCAGACGUACCACCUUAUUUUUAUAACUUCACGGGAGACGUAGCAAACAACACACUAUAUCCAAGCUUUGGGAUGAGGGUGAGGAUGAUCAACUAUGGUGAAGGAGUUGAGAUAGUCUUCCAAGGGACCAGCAUCAUUGCACCUGAGAACCAUCGAAUGCAUCUCCAUGGUUUCAGCUUAUAUUUGGUUGGAACUGGUUUUGGGAAUUUCAACAGUACGAUGUCACCUACGACCUACAAUUUGGUGGAUCCAACAGAAGUAAACACCAUUGGAGUUCCAAAGAAUGGAUGGGCAGCCAUCAGAUUUGUAGCUGAUAAUCCUUGAUGAGAUAAAGAAAAUGUGAGAUGAGAUUAGGGAGAAGUUGAUUCAAGAAGCACCUGAGUGUACUACACCUGAUUCUAUACAAGUGCCAUUAGAUGCUGAGUUUGGAAUCAUGGGUGAGAAGCUCGGGAGAAGGGGAAGAUCAAUCCAUGGUGUAGGUGUUUUUCCUUGCAUGGAGACCUCUAGCUCAUCCACUCCUUCUUCAAUGGCUUCAAGUUUUGAGUUGAGUGCAAUUUAUGAUCAGCUCAAGAUGCUAUUAACAAAUUUCGUCACUUUGCAAAAGGAUAAUGAAGAUUUGAGAGCCCAAUUGAGGUCUGUUUUGACUGCAUCUCAUGGCCAAACCAGCAACCGCUCUAAAGGUAGUAAUGGUGUCCAUAUUGAUGAUGACUAUUAUGAUGAACUAGCAAACCAGAAUCUUGAUGAGAACUGAUUUAGGGAUUAUAUCCAUAUGGAACAUACACUUGCUCUCUAGACUUACUUUUGGUUGUACAAAGUCUAGAAUUAGUUUGAGAUCUUUUAGAACAUAGUUGCUCUACACUUACUUUUGGUUAUACAAAGUCUAGAAUUAGUUUGGGAUCUUUAUUUUGGAACACACUUGCUCUAGACUUACUUUUGGUUGUACAAAGUGUAGACUUA